Molecule: messenger RNA, 1798 nt
Organism: Ascoidea rubescens DSM 1968
Lineage: Eukaryota; Fungi; Ascomycota; Saccharomycetes; Ascoideales; Ascoideaceae
Product: RNA polymerase III-inhibiting protein MAF1
Exons: 1
Coding region: 28-1527 (499 amino acids)
Biological process (GO): negative regulation of transcription by RNA polymerase III
Cellular component (GO): nucleus
Molecular function (GO): RNA polymerase III core binding
Source: RefSeq, a predicted model, not a curated record
ACGUCUCGUCUGCUCCACCAUGAAGGUAUGUAUGUUCUGCUUUUCUCUCUUAUGCUGCUCUUACUGACACAUUGCCCGCAGUUUAUUGACGAGUUUGAUCUCGAGCUCGUAUCGCAAACCUUAAGGUUCGACACCAUCGACUGCCAUAUCGAAGGGGGUUGUGAUUUGUUCACCACCAAACCUGCCAACAGCGACAAGAAGCUCUACAAGACCAUCGAUCAGCAUCUUGCUUCGCUUACUGAUAACUACCACAUUAACUCCCUUCCCAAGAACACCUCCACUGCUGCCUCCAAGAAGAAAAAACGAAGGGCCAGUAUUUCCAACCUUCCUUCCUCCAACAUCAAAAACCUAUUGCUUUCGUCCAAUAUAAACAACAUAAAUAUAAUCAAAAACAAUAAUCUUUCCAACCAGAAUCAGAAUCAGAAUCAGAAUCAAAAUUCAAAUUCAAAUAGCAGCAAGGGGAUCAUCAAGAACACUCUAAAGAACUCAAGAUCCUUUUCGGCUACUGCUUAUCCUGCCAAUCAGAAAUCCCUUAUCGAUAAGGUCCUAUCCAAUAACAAUUCUAAAAAAAUAGACCCAAUUCCAAAUAACAAAGCUGCCAAUACCAAUAGUACUGAUACUGAUAAUAAUACCAAUACCAAUUCCAAUUCCAAUAGUAAUGGCAAUUCAAUUGCCAUCACAACUACCGAUAAAAAUAUCAUUGACGAAAACUCCCUGUACUUGGAUAUAUCUCCAUCUACUCCCAUCAACGACGACCUUCAGCUUUCUCUUUUAAAUCAAUCGCCCUUUGGUCCCUUGAAUUACACUGCUAGUAGAAGAACUUUUGCCUAUUUGAUCGCAAUCUUAAACACAAAUUAUCCUGAUCAUGAUUUCUCCUUCUUGCAGCCCUUGGAUUUUAAAAAAAUAUCCUUCUUACAGUUACGCUCAAAUUUUGAUAACACUUUAAUCUCUCUAGGCAAAUCCCCCAAACAAUGGAUUUGGGAUACUAUAAAUAACCACAUCUCAAUCAAUGAUUCGGUAAUCUAUUACCACCUUCCAAACAACAACUUCCUUCAAGACGAAAUCCACACUUUAUGGCUAAACCACUGGUUUAUAUUUAACAAAAAAAGAAAAAGAGUAGCCUUUCUCUAUUUAAGUGCAUCCAGACUAAACAACAACUCCAACAUAAAUACAAAUACAAAUGCAAAUCAAAACACUUUCACAAAUAAAACCAACUUCAGUAUAAAUACGAUAAAUAAUAUAAACAACGUCUCUUCAUCUUUAAAUCAAAAAGACUUGAUCUCUUCUAAUGAAAACAUACAUUUCUUCACCAAAAAUAAUGGCUCCUCUAAUAACUUUUCCUUCAACAACAAAAUAAAUCCCAUCAACUCUUUCUAUAAAUCUCGAAAUAGAAAGAAAUCAAUCACAAUAGAUGACGAAUAUGACAACGACUACUAUUACGAUUCUGACGACUAUUAUAACCAAGAUUAUAACUCAAAUUAUUACUAUGAUGAUGUAUUUCUCUCUGAUGAUUCCUCCUUUCGCUAAGGUUUGACAUUGAAUACCUAAUUAUCCAUUUUUAUAUGCGUUUUCUCUGAUGUUAAUUUUGUUUUCUUUACUUUGCUCGCUACUUUAUCCACACACUCUUACUUUCUUUAACCUGUCUUUACUCUUCAAACACAACCUUUUCGGUAGCAGAUUUCGCUUUGCCGUCGACGCAAUAAAAAGAAGUUGCUGCAGAUAGGACUCGAACCUACCCAGUGAAAUCUUCAACAUUCUAAACACUGGUUUGAAGCACUAGCAUGGUGUUGCAUUAGCC